Molecule: messenger RNA, 308 nt
Organism: Daldinia decipiens
Lineage: Eukaryota; Fungi; Ascomycota; Sordariomycetes; Xylariales; Hypoxylaceae
Exons: 1
Source: RefSeq, a predicted model, not a curated record
AGUUUCAUGGAUAUAUUUUACGAAGAAGGGGAUAUUACAUCUCUAAUAUUGGAAGCUGCAUCAAAAGAGAACAUUGGAAUAAAAAGGACGCGACGCAAAGUCCGCAGGUUGCUUAAGCGUUGUGCUAAGGAUCUCAAAACAGAGACACGAAACAAACAGCAGAAGGCAGCUGCAAUACUUAUACGGUCGUUUUCAACUGAUAUAACUAGAUAUAUCUUCUCUGGACUUAAUAUAGACAGCAAGAAGACUCGGUUUCAGCAUGAACAAACUCAACUAAGUACCUGGAAAAAAAAGAACAAAUUUAAAGG